Vitis vinifera (wine grape) is the source of this 1749-nucleotide messenger RNA. RefSeq names its product protein IQ-DOMAIN 33. Gene Ontology annotation, molecular function: protein binding. Bases 382 to 1479 code for a protein of 365 amino acids. The record is from RefSeq and is a predicted model, not a curated record. The transcript is spliced from 6 exons. Lineage: Eukaryota; Viridiplantae; Streptophyta; Magnoliopsida; Vitales; Vitaceae.
UGCAGAAACUAAAGGAAGAGUGUGACUUAAAAAGGGCAAAAGCAACAACAAAAGAGGGGAAUAGACAUUAGACCCAUUAGCAAGCAAACUUUAUGAGGCCAAUCUGCUGCAAGCCAUGUGCAAAAAGUGAUGAGCAAGCAAUAAGAACUAUGAAUUUCUGAAAUUCAUCCUUUCCAUCUACUCUUCACUUUUUAUUUCUCCUUGUGAUUUUUAAAGACUUCAAUUCCAGCUCUAAAGCUCUGCAAAUCCUGCAGCUCUUCUGACUUAAAUUCUACCUAGCAUGUGCCUUUUCUGAUUAAUAUCCUAUUAAUUGCUUUCUUUAAACCUUCUAAAGGACAUGUGAAUUUUCCUUCACUGAUUGAAUUCUAUGGUGGGUUUUGAAUGAAUUGGAGACAAACCCAUUUGGGAAUUCCGCUUCAGGAUCUCUCUACUGAGAUGGGUAUCACUGGAGAGCUGGUAAGGAGUGUCUUCUCCAAGAGCCGGUCCGUCAGCACCCAUGAGAGCAAUGUAAGGAACAAUAUGGUGGAUAAGAGGAGAUGGAGCUCGGUGAGAUCAUACCUAUGUGGGGAUGAAUUCAACUCAGUCCUGGCAGAGGAGGAUUCAGCCUCUGUUAGGAGUUCAGAGGCCACUGUCACACAGCCUAUACCAGAUGAAUUAACAGAUGAAGGGGAUCUCCAGAGCAAAGAGGCUAAAAAACAACAAAAGCAGAAUUCAGCCUCCAAUUUUUUCAGUGAAGAAGAGGCUGCAAUUGUCAUCCAGUCAGCAUUUAGAGGCUUUCUGGCUAGGCGUCGAAAUGAAGGAACAAAAGUAAUGGAUGGUGGGCAGGAGCUUCUUCUAGGAAUAGAAAAUCCAAGUAGGGAGUCUGUGGACACAUCACUGGAAGUCCAAACAGGAAAUUCUGUGGAAGUUCUCUCAGAUGGGGAGGGAAGCGUUGCGGCUCAUGCUCGGAUGCAGCAUAAAGCCAGAGCUCAAGCAACCAAGUUUAAGGACGACUGGGAUGAUAGCACAGUGAGUAGCAAGGUGUUAAAAAUGAGAAUUCAGAACAGGAUGGAGGCGACAACCAGGAGAGAAAGAGCUCUAGCCUAUGCUUUUGCACAACAGUUGCGAAUCUGUUCGAAGAAAAAACAAACUAGAUCUGAUGGUGAAGAAACAAACAUGGGUUGGAGCUGGCUAGAGCGGUGGAUGGCGACUCGCCUUCCUGGAAGCUCCUCAGUUGAAGAUCAUGUAAGUGGGCAGCUAGAGCCAACUAUGAGCAUUCAAAGCUCAGUGAUGAGGAAGAACUUUUUCGAUGUUGGGGGAGAAGAAAGGGAGAGUUGUGGAUCUAAUGAGGUUGCUGCUCAGAUUGAUAAUUUUCCUGUGAUUUCCCCAAAAGUGAAAGAUAGCUCUAAGCACCUAAGCUCAGGCUUAAGGUUACAAGAGGUGUGUCGAGGCGAAAAACUGUGCCAAACAAUCACUGCCCAAAAGAGAAUACCAAGGUAAGCAAGAAAGACCGUCCAAGACUGAUAAGAAGCGCAAGCAAGAACAACCAGGAAUUUACAGAGAGAUCAAAUGCAAAGAUGCUUCGUCCCACUAUCAACAGGACUCAGUGAAAACUUCCAUUUGGUGUUAAAAUCUAUCAAGUGAUCAUGAGGCUCUUGUUUCUGUCUAGACUGUAUGUUUUCCAUAAUGAGUGUCUGGUUUCUGAAUAUUGAAUUCUCCUGAACAUGUUAUGAUUUUCAUAUCUUAUUUGAUAAAAAAGGUUCCUACUCA